CAUUUAAAUCACAUGACUUGUCUGUAGCUCAUCCGGGUCAAAAGGCGUCAGCAUGGACACGGGGGAUGUUCUCGCGUCUCUGGGGGCAGAGGGAGCCACUGCGGCUGCGCACGCGCUCUCUCUUCCAGCAGAGGCGUAUGGAAAUGAUGCCCAACUGGAAGUAAUGUGGGCUAUGAAAGCCUACAAUCACGCAGAAGUUUACUAUAAUCUUAUUUCCUCGGUUGAUCCCAAAUUUCUAAAACUAACAAAAUCAGACGAGCAGAUAUACACUAAAUUCCGAGAAGCAUUUCCUGACCUCAGUAUUCAGGUUCUGGACCCAGAGCUGCUGAAGUCAGCAGACGCUAAAGAGAAAUGGAGGCCCUUUUGUAACCAGUUUGAAGGUGUUGUAGAAGACUUCAACUAUGGUACAUUAUUACGUCUAGACUGUCAAAAGGACUACUUUGAGGAGAACACAACAUUUGCGACCAGAAUCCAGUUUUACGCCAUCGAGAUUGCGAGAAACAGAGAAGGAUACAAUGACUUUGUCCACAAUGCCAAUUCAAAAACCAAACAACAGAAGAUGGAUAAGAGUUAAUCAUGACAGCUUAAUAUUUGAAGUGGCCUUCUUGGUGUAGAGGAGAUCUUUCUACACAAAGCUCAACAGUGGAGAAACGCGUAUAAGUGUCCUACUUAUUUUUGCCCCCUUACGUAAUUGUGUGUAAGAGAUUUGUUUUUCUCAUUUGUACUCAAAAGUUGGAUGGUAAUUCAAUUUUGAUUUUCCUGCAAUGUGUGGCACCUUUUGUUUGCAAUAAACAACAAUACAUGCUUCCCCCUGAAAAACU
This is a messenger RNA of Onychostoma macrolepis, 821 nucleotides long. RefSeq names its product polysaccharide biosynthesis domain containing 1 (gene pbdc1). Gene Ontology annotation, cellular component: cytoplasm. The transcript is spliced from 6 exons. Bases 53 to 574 code for a protein of 173 amino acids. The record is from RefSeq and is a predicted model, not a curated record. Lineage: Eukaryota; Metazoa; Chordata; Actinopteri; Cypriniformes; Cyprinidae.